This is a messenger RNA of Microthlaspi erraticum, 678 nucleotides long. The record is from the annotation of a GenBank genome assembly. Lineage: Eukaryota; Viridiplantae; Streptophyta; Magnoliopsida; Brassicales; Brassicaceae.
AUGGAUUCGUCGGCGUCGUUAGUAGGCAACAGAUAUUGGGUGCUCCGACAUGGCAAGAGCAUUCCCAACGAGAGAGGCCUUAUCGUCUCUUCAAUGGAAAACGGCGUGCUCUCCGACUACCAAUUAGCUCCUGAUGGUGUCGCUCAGGCUCAGCUCGCCGGCCAAUCUUUCCUUGAGCAACUCAAGGAAAGUAAGAUAUCAGUGGACAAGGUCCGCAUUUGCUACUCUCCCUUCUCCAGAACCACUCACACCGCUAGGGUUGUCGCUCAGGUCCUCAAUCUCCCUUUUGAUGCUCCCCACUGCAAGAUGAUUGAAGCUCUCCGAGAACGCUAUUUUGGACCUACUUUUGAACUCAAGUCACAUGACAAGUACGAAGAGAUAUGGGCCCUUGAUGAGAAAGAUCCGUUCCAGAGACCACAAGGAGGUGAAAGUGUUGAUGAUGUUGUAUCCAGACUUACCGUUGCCAUGGAACUCAUGGAAGCAGAAUAUCAGAGGUGCGCAAUUCUGGUGGUGAGUCAUGGAGAUCCUCUGCAGAUGUUGCAGACCAUUUUCCAUUCCGCUAAACAACAGAGAGGAGAUGGUUUGGCUGAGAGAAUUCAGAUGAGCAGAGUUGCUUCUGUCUUGUCACAGCACCGCAACUUUGCUUUGCUCACCGGUGAGCUCCGACCCCUCGUCUGA